This is a messenger RNA of Helobdella robusta, 564 nucleotides long. RefSeq lists its product as hypothetical. NCBI's taxonomy places the organism in Eukaryota, Metazoa, Annelida, Clitellata, Rhynchobdellida, Glossiphoniidae. The transcript is spliced from 3 exons. Gene Ontology annotation, molecular function: protein binding. The coding region runs from base 1 to 564 and encodes 187 amino acids. The record is from RefSeq and is a predicted model, not a curated record.
AUGGCUAAACAUUGGAAAAACGAAAAAAAACUUGUACACAGAAAGCGUUUUCUGAUAGAAGAAUUAGAAUUGGUAAGAAAAAAAUACGGAGAGAAAAUGUCUGAACUAUGGACGGAAAUCGAGACCACGAAAAAAAUCUAUCGGCGAGAAAAAGUAGAAAUAUUCAUCGACGUUGAGAAAAGGUACAAAUCAUCAAAAGCCACAUUCGACAUGAUUCUGACAGAAAGAGAACGAGAUUUUAGAUCGGAGAAGAAUGGUCACUUGAUCCAGAUCCGACGAAACCUUGCAGCUGCGAAAAUACAAAAUUGGUGGAGGGCCUACAGGGUGAGAAAACUUUCAAUUAUGAAAAAGAAACUGAAGAGGAAAGCCACCAUCAGAAGUACAAAAACUUUGUCAUCUAUUGCAACGAUGAUCAACGGUUUCAACAUGUUCGAUGAUGACUUCACAAAAACCACGCCGACCCUAUCUAACACUUUAACCGGAAAUACGUUAACUUCAAGAAAUUCAAAGACCAUCAUUCCAGCAGAAUUACCGACCGAAGUCUUUGGUGAUGUGAAACCUUAA